This is a messenger RNA of Priapulus caudatus, 674 nucleotides long. RefSeq names its product degenerin unc-8-like. Gene Ontology annotation, cellular component: membrane. The record is from RefSeq and is a predicted model, not a curated record. Lineage: Eukaryota; Metazoa; Priapulida; Priapulimorpha; Priapulimorphida; Priapulidae. Gene Ontology annotation, biological process: sodium ion transmembrane transport. The transcript has 6 exons. Gene Ontology annotation, molecular function: ligand-gated sodium channel activity. The coding region runs from base 185 to 634 and encodes 149 amino acids.
UCUUGAUGCCACGUCAAAUAGAUUAUGCAACACUUCUAAGUCUGUACGGUGUGCAUUUUCGGUUAGGAACGACAUUACACCUGAUAGUUGCAGCUGUCGUGUCGCGUGCAACGAAACAGAAUACAAGUUGACAAUUUCAUCAGCCACAUAUCCGGCAGAAAAUUACGAGCACUUCAUUCCUGACAUGGUCAGAGAGGGAAGUCCCGCAGUGCACAAGACACUGGCGAUGUGGCUGAACACCAGCGAAUCGGCAUUGAAAAGUGGCGCCGAAUGUCUUAUAGAAAAAUCGAACUGUACAGAUGAUUCCUAUGAUUUCAUCGACACUUCCGAUGACAGCACAUAUUUUCUGGCAGUAGCCGCGGGAAGAUCCAACUUUCUCAAGAUCAGUGUUUAUUAUAAAGAUAUGAAGUUCAAGAGCACAAAACUGCAGAAGGCAUACACAUGGGUGAGCUUUCUAGCGGAGCUGGGCGGCAUGUUUGGUCUCUGCAUCGGCUUCUCUCUGCUCACCUUCGUCGAAGUGUUGGAGUUACCGGUGUUAUUGCUGCAUAUCUGGGUCUGCGGGGGUGCUAACAAGGUUGGUGAGAAGCCAACCACUAUCCAGAUAAACGUGAAAAAUAAUGUGGGUGAAGUUUGAACAGUACGAAAUCAAGAACUGACCUGCCGCCCGCUGUACG